Messenger RNA from Culex pipiens pallens (northern house mosquito), 15644 nucleotides. RefSeq lists its product as uncharacterized. The coding region runs from base 8934 to 10220 and encodes 428 amino acids. The transcript is spliced from 5 exons. Lineage: Eukaryota; Metazoa; Arthropoda; Insecta; Diptera; Culicidae. The record is from RefSeq and is a predicted model, not a curated record.
AACCUUCCCUCAGGGCCAUGGCCACUCCGGGUGUGGCCAAUAUCCUACCAGUUUGGUCCCAACCCCAUUGCCUUGAAUCAUUCUGGUUUCCGAGUGACCAUUCUAACAAUGUUCUUUAGAACAGAAUUCCUCCCAAGGUGGUGCACAACCUGUGUCUUUCAAUGUGUGUAUGUGUGUGUGAGCAAUAAAAUUACCACCGUCGAUCCGUCUCUGACGGAUUUUCGGUCAAAACUAACUGUUCAGAGGCUAUCUGUUAGCUUAUAUAGUCCGCAUGAAAUGUGGCAACAUGGUGCAAAUUUUGCCUCGUCUCCUGCUUUCUUGGAACUGUCACGCGAGAAUGUUGCACCAUUGUUGCCACACUUCAUUCGUUGCUGACCCCUUCCGCAGUACCAAGCAUGCAACAUUUUCGUAACGCGCGACAUUUUUCGUUUUUCUGGAUUGACACCUCACCAGAAUAGAGCCCUUAGGACAAAGUUCUUUGUCAAAAUCUUCAGGUAAUACAAAUUUUGUUUUUAUUUAUUUUAUAUAUAUCAUCCGACCAACUGCUUGUCCAUUCGAAGGCGAUUUGAUUACAGAUUUCAAACUAGCUAGCUCAACAAUCUCUAUUUUUGAGCCUUUUCUUUUAGACAUCGUUGCACUUUUUGGAUGUUUCGAAAUCGUAAACUUCUAAUAAUCGUCAAAGGCAAAAUAUACCGCAAUUUGUUGUAAGGAAGUUUUUUUAUAUUUUCGGCAGAUUAAAAUAUUUUGUAUGGAAUGAAAAAUAAUCGUGAUCAUAGGGCUACGAAAAAACUUCAAAUGUUUUCUUUUUAAGCUUGUUUGAUAGUAUACAAAAGUGAAAAAACAGUUCCCAAAAUCGAUGAAUUGUCUAAGUGUAUUGUUCUUCCUGAAAUCUAUACUUGACUAAGUUAAAAAAAGUCUUAUAUUUUUUCUAGAAGAGUUAAAAUCCCAGUCUUGAGUUUGGUAUGAUACCAAAACUAGAAAUAAAUUUCAAUUACAUAACAUAACAGAUGACAAUUCAUGGAGGAACAAAUUUAUCGAAAUUUGUAUUCUCUUACAUACGCUCUGAUAAUAUGAUAUCUAUUGUUAAUCACAUAUUACAUUUAAUUUUAUAUCUCGAAAUAAAUAUCGAAAUAUAUCUUGAAAAUUAUAAUAAACAUGCCAAGAACGCAGCGCAGCGGAUAGCAAACGAAAACGACGACGACGACAAAAGUCCAAGCAGAGAAACAUCGCGCGCUUGUUGGUAAGCAGGCAGGCAGGCAGCAAGGCAGGCAAGCAAACUCGGGAGAGAGUUUAAACCUGAGAGAGAGCACGUGCGUGUACGAAUUGGAAUUAAACAUCGUUGUUAGGUAGCCCCUUACAGCUGGCCGCGCAAAAAUGGUCAGAUUUGGGCGCUAAUAACUUCGCGGGAAAAAAUCCUAAAAAUAUGGUGUCUUUGGGAAAGUUGUUCUAAAUAUAAUGAAGGUUCUACAUUUGAGAAAUGGUAAGCAUCGGAUAACUAUGGCGCCUUCCACAGGUAAAAAAGUAAAACAGUUGCUUUUCUCCAUACAUUUUAACGAUUUUUCCCAUACAAACUUUGAGCGAUUGGAGGGAGGGGUUCCCGUGGUCAGAAUGAGCUCAAAUUUGGAAUUUAGCCUAGUGAUGGGUCAAUCUUUGAUUUCAGGGGGUAGCCCCAAAAAAGUCCAGAUUUGGACCACCCUACUAAAUAUGUAUUAUAAAUGAAGGGUCUAAAAAUGAUUCUCUGCGAAAAAAAAUAUUUUCAAAAUCUUAGAUCUUAGCUAAUUAUCGUAGCUGGUCCUAUAAGUGAUCGAAGAAUUUUUAUUGAAAGAUUUCCUUUUGACAGUUAAAACUCAAGAUACCUUGUAUCUCCUCUUUCAUGCAAUAUUUUUUUUAACUACAUAGAAACUAAAAAACCCAAUUUCAGGAUUAUCGCGCAAAACUUCAGUUUCACUACCUCAUUUGCAAGUGAAACGUCUAACAUUAAAAAAUAACCAGUAACAAAAAAACGAACGAUACAUACUUUAAGAUUCACUAAAAAGUUGGAUGAAUAUUUUGGUCUAAAAGGUAUUCCUUAUUUCAUGGGUUACACAAUUCGGAUUGUUAUAUUACAUAACAUUUCAUAAAAUACACGUUUAUUAUCCAUCGGCAAAGUUGUAGGUAUUUUUUUUUUUGAGUUUUUUUAUGUUAAUAGGGACCAUCUCUUGAGCCAAAGAGAAACAUGGGCAAACAUUUAAGAUUUUUAGAGAAAAAAAACGAGCUACAAGCAAACAUUGUUUUUGUUUCUUAAUUUAUUUAAAGAUUUAAAAAAUAGGGACCAAAGGUGCCCUUUCCUGAAAAUAUUAGUUUUUCUUUAAGCUGAGAAAAUAUACUAUACCCUCAACUUCAUAUUUGAGAUAAAACCACUCAAAUAUAUAGACACAUUUAAAUAAUUUAAGUUUGAAAGAGUCACUUAAUUUUUAAAUGCCGAUAUCAAUUUGUGAAAUAAAUUUCAAUACAAUGCCGUUAAAGAUCAACAUAAAUGAAACUCGCUUCGCUUCGCUAGGAGACGGUGAUUUUAGCGGAUUGCAUACUGGAUUUCGCCAUGUUAUGUGAUGAUUGUCUUAGCCCAAGUUGCCUAGGAAUUGAUAACUGGGAAAAGAACCAACUCCACCUGAACCAGAUUCUCAACACCAUGACAGCCGUCCAUUGCCGGCCGCUCCCAUCUCCACCGCGCACCAGGGACAAGGAAGGGGAUUUGGAAGACGGGAAGUGUUGAUGCUCCACUUUUUUCAGAGUAUUAAGGGAAAAUCUCCACGGCAUCCUCAAGUAAGCUUCGCUUGGAGUUGGACGGUUUUUGGGAAGGUAUAAGGUCUAGGAUACGCUCUAAGCUAGCGUUGCGACCAAUGGCAUGAUGUGUUUAAUUGUUACUUUUUUUAUUCUCGAGGCAAGCAAUCGUAUGCUGCUGUCGAGACAAUUCCCGUUUAUUUCAAGUGGAGGUUUGUGUUUUAUAAGAGUGAUAAUUUAUUCUCAGGGCAAGCAAUCUGAUGCUGCUGUAGAGACAGUUCCCGUUUAUUUCAAAUGAAGGUUUAUAUUUUAUUAGACUGAAAAUUUACUCUCAAGGCACACAAUCGGAUGGUGCCGUAGAGACUUUUUAAAUUUAGCUGAUGGAUUUUUAAAUUUUGCUUGGGAUUCUUUCUUAGACAGCCGGCUGUGGAAAGAUUGAAUCGUGAUGAAAGAUAAUUAGAUGACAAAUAACAUAUUAAACUCAGAACAUCAGAAGCAUUGAUUGUUUGAGGUGAAUCCCGAUUAGUUUUCAAUGUAUUAAAUACAACAUCAAGAUUAUUGUAGCGCAUAGUCAUGUGUCCUGCAGGAAGCUUAUUUUUGUCAUGUGUAAAAUCAAGUUCGAGAAAGGAAACUAGCGACGCGACGGGUUGUUGCUUCAAUUGUAUUUGUCAUAAAACAUUAAAAAAGAAAGAAAAAAAUAUAUAUGUAUAUUUCUAUUCCGACCGACGCGCAAUCCGUGUUAACUUCUCUCGGCCGUGAAGGACUGAACCGGCGACGUGCUCUCCGAUUCACGAUGAUAAAGGAAAGACUUUACACACACACACUCACACACACACACACACACACACACACACACACACACACACACACACACACACACACACACACACACACACACACACACACACACACACACACACACACACACACACACACACACACACACACACACACACACACACACACACACACACACACACACACACACACACACACACACACACACACACAAUACAUACAAAUUCAUACAUAAAACAACAUAGAACGUGCUCACCGGAGUUCACCAAGAGAUGCUCCUUGUUGUCGGGUGUCGUCAAGCCCAGCAUCGGCAGCCCAACAUGCUACGCAGUUGCUCUCCUUGCCCGGCUGAUGCUGUAUCCUACACUCCGGGUGACAGACGAGUGUUGCACGUUGACCAACUCGCUUCUUAGUAGGCACAGGGCUGCCGUCGCUCCCUGUCAAACGCACAAACAGAUGCAGUAGCCAAAAUAAGCACCUACAAGGAAGCUGCCUCUCUUCAUGCGGCGAUUGUCCGCAUCCCUCCACAAUGCUUAAACCUGAUUGUUUCACAAACCCCCCUCACUGCACAUCUAUUUCAGCGCUCACAACCAGCACGAGUAAAUUGACAUUUUGUGUCAUCGUCAAAUCGCUUCAAUCGGACGCAACUCACGCACUCUUACGCCUAUAGCAUUAUUUUCCUCACCACCCAAACUCAACCAUACCACAACAUAACCUGACCGCACACUUGUGAUUCAAUUUGCGAUCCGUCUUACAACUUAGUUGUCAUUCUUACACGGAGAGACCGUGCCCAGAAAUUUUAACAAUUAAAAUUGUUGAUUUCACUUUCGUUAAUUUUAACAAAAACGUACUUGUUACUGCCAAUAUUCCGUUAGAAUAACUAAAAUUUAGUAUUAAUUUAAUAACCUGUUUGUUGAAAAUGCUAGAGGCAAAAAGCUAACAGAUUUCCCGAACUCGAAUGAACGUGCUCGACUGUUAGCUUUGGUUUUAGGAAAAUCAAAAAUUUUGUUGGUUGAAUAUAAUUUACAUUUGGUUGAAUAUUUAAAAGAUGAACUUAGGUUUGUUUACGUCUGUCAUUUGAAGUCAGGAUUCGAAUGAGAGCGGUCGAUUUGUUGAGUUUGUGUUGUUAAUUAUGAAGUGAGAGGAUGUGAAAGGUGAAACUUACACUAUUUAGCUAAUGUUGAAGUGGCACAUCAAAGUGUUGCAACUGGGGAGGUGGAAUUGGUGAGUAGGAUUGUUGAUGAUUUCUUUGCAGGUGAUAAACUAUGAAGAGCAAGAGGACGAUUUGCCAUGAGGACCUCCAAUGCGAGUGAGUUGAACAUGUUAGAAGAAUGUUUGAUGGAACGAGAGGGCAAUAGAAGGGAAAUGCGGGCCGACUCUUCACGGAUAGAGCAGCCCGGGCAAAUUUAACAAAAUGUUGGUUAAUCCAAGUAAGUAUGGGUUUAUUUUUGCACAAUAAUUUAUCUAAUGUGAUUCUUAUUAGAAAACUGAAUCAUUAAAAAGCUUCGUGCUUACGACGGAUAAAAACUUAAUGAACCAUUAUUUUUUUUUCCAGAAUCAUCAAUUAUAAAAUACAUAGAAAUGCCAUGUGUAAGCAACAUAAACAACAUAAAAAAUAGAGAUGUAGUAAAAUAUAAAAAAAAUAAAAAAUAUAUAAAAUACAUAAAAGAAGAUAAUUAUUAUCUUGAAAGUUUUGUUGCAAUAAGACUGCUCAAUAAACUGGUAAGUAAAACUCAAAAUAUUUUUUUCAGGAAUCGAAGUACGUUGAAUAAAUUGAAUCAAAUGCAAUGAAAGUUUGUUGCCAAAAGUAAUUGUUAAAUUAAUGCAACUUUGGUAAGUAGCAUUAUUGAUAUUUCUUCUUUCCUCAAUAUAAUUUCAUUUAUUUACGUUCCUUUUUUCAGUUUAUAGCCGAAAUUAAGAAUUUUGUAUUAAAUUACUAAUACAUUUCACAUGUCUAUUUGCAGCAAAAGGUUCACUUUAGUGAAAAUUCUGUUUCCAACCACAAGAAAAAUAACUAAACCUGAGACCAUUGUAGAUGAUGAUGACUUAUCGGAUGAUUUCACAGUGAUGGUAAGUGGAUACAACACUUAAUUUUAUACAACAUAAUAAAAAUAUAAGCUUAAAACUUGGUGAAAAUUUUGCUCGGUUUCUAUUUUUAAGAAAUUUACGAGAAAUUAAACAUCUUUUUUAAAUAUGUUUAACAAAUUUGUAAUUUGCCUUUUCAUUAUUUUUAGUUUAAUGCAACGUAAUUUUUUAAAACAUUAUUCAAACUUUACAUGUUUUAUAACAACAUUAAAAAAAAAGUUUUGUUUUGAUGCUUUUAACAGUAACUUAACAACUUCAUGCAAAAAAAAAAAAAACAAAUUAGUACAAAACGUUAAAUUUUUAGGCAGAAUAAAUGCGAAAAUAAAAACACUCAGCAUUAAUUUGUGAGGCAUUAUUACAAAAUUUACUGCAAAUUCAAUAAAAAUAUCGCUAACAACUGCUAGUUAUUGACUACAUGUACGAAUAUUUUUCUGAAUUCAAGUAAGACAAUAGUUAAAAUAUAGCUAGAAAUUCGGCCCAGCCUAUAUCGUUAGAUAAUUAAAGAAAAUAUAUAUCAACACUUACAUAAAUUAUGUCUAAUUAAGAAAUGUUUUGUUAUAAAAUACUAAUAAUUUGCUGCAUGCAAAAAUAUUUCGGUUGAUACAACGAAAAAAAAUUGUUGAAAAAAAGUUGAAAAACAUUUCCCAACCAGUCUUCAACAGAAUAUUCCACAAUAUUUCAGCUGAAAACAAGAAAUUUUUAGUUCAUUUUCUGAAAAAAAUAUUCUAGCAGUCGACUGCUAGAAUUUUUUUUCGGCCAUUUAACCAACAAAAAUGGCAAUUCCAAGUAUUUUUUUAGUUAAUUUUAAUUAUCGGUGGUCAGCAAUUUCGGGUUAGCAAAAUCAACAAUCGAUUGUUGAAAAAAAGCUGUGUAAAAAAUUAACCCAUACUUUUAGUUAAAUUAACCAAGAUUUUCUUAGAUUUGCCCCGGCCGGUCUCUCCGUGUAGCGAUAUUUCUUUCCACUAUUCCCUUUCCUUCUGUCUGUUUAUGCUCAAUUCUAACACUUGUCUAACACUAACACACUCAACCAAAGUUUCAAUAAUGUUGCACUUUCUUCACUUCUUAUAAUUUCUAAAAGUGGUUAUUGUGCGUCGAAUAACUCGACUAGAACAUUCAAUAAGUUACGCGACAAUUUAAUAUUAUUAAUAUCAACAUUUGUGUAACUUUGGCUCUAUAAUGGUUUGGGAGCUUUCCUGAAACAUGCUUAAAAGCAUCAAAUUCUAAGAGAGCUUUUGUCUACACACACACAAUCUUAUGUAGAGUUUACAGCGGGAGUAAGAGGGAGGGGGAUUUGACAUUUAUGUUGGAGCUUAAUUUCCUUCUAUGUGUCAUAUAAAAGUUCUGCUUCCAUCAUACUUGGUUCGUGUUGCUUUUCCCAAAGAUGUUGGUGAAGUAUCUUUCGUUGAUUCCCUGUCCGUUUAGCCACGCCACUAUCUGGUUGCAGGAAAUCCCUGGUGACGGGAACUGUUUUUUUGGGAGUAUCCUUCACCAGUUGGACGGGGUUCACCCGGGCCGAAAGCCUUCACGGUUCCGGGACAUGGCAUUUCUGCUUCGGCAGGAAGUAGUGGCCUAUAUCCGUUCCAACCCGCAGGAUUACUUUGCAUUCCUGCAACCCUUCGCCGACGACCUGCGGCCAGGUGCUACGGUGCACGACUUCCUUGAUUCCUUAGACCAAGAUGGUGUUUGGGCGGGGAGGAAUCGAUUGUAGCUGUUUGUCGGAAAUUUUCUAUAAAUGUUCAGGUUUGGGAUCGGUCCCGGAAGCGGGUUAUAGAUUACCCGAGUGACAGAGCUACCCCUAUCGGAACUAUUCGCUUGGCUUUUACCGGGAAUCACUACGACAGUGUGAUCGGCGAGGGCGGUGCGUUUCCUCCUACUCAAGUUUGGACUGGUAAGUAAUAUCAAAACUCAGCGAGCGUUACCAUCUGAUGACCUUUCCUGGAACUCUUCAGGUGUGCGAUCAUCCUUUUCCGCCUCUCGAGUCUCUUCAUUACCUUCAGUCCAGCCCGCCAAUCACGGUCAUGUAGCAGGGACGUCUGUGACUGCCCCUGAUUCCUGUUCUCAGGACGUCAUCCUGCCAUCGUCGCACUCAGGAUCCUGUUUGAUGGCCACUUCUGUGGUUCAAACAGCACCACCUACUACCGUUGAGGUGUCGCUCUCUUCUUGUACCACUGGUGAUUCCUUGCGGCCGCGCCAAAGCCAGCGAUGCCCUCGCGUGAAGAUCCAACCUGCUUCAGAUCCCGGAGAAGUACAAUCCGCCUAUCCGCUCGCUACCGUCAGCGGCAACCACUCCUCUCAACACUGUACCGUAGCCACGAAGCCCGCUCGUCUCGAUGCACAGUCACCUGCUGCUUCUCCUGCAACCCUCCUGCCAAACACCAAACCAGUCUGGACUCUCCAGGGAACCAACCGAUCGACGCCGAAAGAAAUUCCCGGUGUCUGCAUAGCCGCUUCCAGUUCACACCAUCCCGUGGAUGCGUCUGAUUCACGUCGCAGAACUCCCAGUGAUGCCGUCGUAUCUGCUGAGAACGCUGGGGUGCUGCAAUGUCAUUCUUCCUCAAUCGCAGGUAUUUAACUUUAAUAUGUCAUUGUAGGCCACGAAGUCGUAUCCACCCGCCAAGCGUCCCCGGUUAGACCGACCCCGCAGUCAUCCAGAGAGCCUUCCAAAAUCCCCUGUGGAAGACCAUCACAGUUCCGAUCUCGAGAGGUCCACACCUUUGGCUCAAAGUGUCCCUAUCCAGCCAAAGGAUGUGUGUACAGCACUCCGGAUGGCUUCCUGGAACGUAUCCGGGUGUCGGAAGAGAGAGAAGCGCGUAGAGAUCGACGAGUGUCUUCAUGGAUAUGAUGUGGCCGUUGCAUUCCUUCAGGAAGCUAACAUAGAUUCCCAACGCAGUGAGACCCGCAAUUAUAUCUGGUAUACAGGCAGCACUCGGAUUAACCGGAAGCGGAACCUGGCCAUUUUGUGCUCUCGAUGGUACAACGUGCAGAUAUCGGGAAUCAUAGCAAUUGGUCCUCAUGCUGUGAGUGCAACUUUGCGAUAUACUGUAGAUCUCGUUUCGCGCCAAAUGACGGUUUUGAACGUUCACGCACCGAACAAAGGCACUUCCACCUACCUGGGACGUUUGGGCUCGUUUAUCACUGGCUGCGGAAGCAAACGUAGUUUGAUAAUUGCUGGUGACUUUAACAGCCAUCUAGCCUACGAGGAUGCGACAGAGUCAGAGUGAGGUCUUCUCGGCAAGAUUACCUGUCACCAGGAGACUAACGAGAGUGGAGUACAGCUUCGGUACUUCCUGAUGCGACACGGCUUAUCUGUUCGUAGUAUGCAGAUGGACCGAUCCAUGGCGUGGACGUGGACCAACGGUCUUCGCUGCUCCCAGUUGGAUCAUGUCCUUCUACCUAAGGACUCCAAACUGUACGUGCGACGAAUCCGCGGUAUAAAAGUGUCGACUCCGCGUACUGACCACAAACUAAUAACCUGGAGCGUGGUCCAGAACAGAAGCCCGCGCAACAUUUCUCAUACCAAGCGGUAUCAUCCUCGGUCUAUCUAUCCACCGGGUGAGGCCCCAGCCCUGCAGAAGCCGACCAUUCAGGAGACUUAUCACCAUGAGUUGAAGAAGCGUUUGCCUUGCACGCCUCAGCCGGAUAUUAACCUUACUUGGGAUAAGUUAGCGCAAAAGACGAAGCAGGCUGCAUCAGUAUCGCUGAAGAAGUGUUCUGUUAUUCCUCACGACAAGGGUUGUCGUCAACUUGCAGCGAAGGUGGCCAAAGCUCGGUUCUGGAUGUCGUGGAAACCCUCGAACAGGAUCGCUGAGAGGCUCUCCGCCGCCAGUUCAGAGCUGCAAGCUGCUCUGAAGCGCCAGGAUGAGCAAGCAUGGACUGAAUUCUUCCGUGAUGUAGGAAAACUUCCACUGGGUGUUCGGAUCAGGCGCACACAACAGUGCUUCAAGAAGCACAAGCGCCAACAAGGCCGGCUAGUGCAGUAUUCAAGUGUCCCAAUUGAUGCCUGGAAGUGUAGUAGCGACGCAGAUGGGUUGCCCUCCCUUAUUGAAGAGGUUGACGGGGUUGCUCUCCCUCAAGGACCUACAGUUGAAGACUUGUGCCGCAUACUUGCCAAGAUGGGAAAUGGCAAGUCACCUGGCCAGGAUAGAUUGCCCGCUGAGUAUUUCAAGUACGCCGACGAAAGUACGCUUCAGGAGUUGUUGCAGGUAAUCAAAUCUGUUUGGGACACCAACUGCAUGCCUGCUGCUUGGAAGCACACCGCUGUAGUUCCCAUCCCCAAAGUAUCCAAGCCAACUUCCGCUGCCCACUAUCGUCGGAUUUCGCUGCUGAGCACCGGGUAUAAAAUAUAUGCAAUGUGGGUUUUGGAGCAUCUGCAGCGGUACGUUGGCGAGAUCGGUUCCCACCAAGCAGCAUUCUUGCCCGGCCGGUCCACCACAGAUCACCUAUUCGUCACCCAGCGCGUUCUCCAGGAAAAGUGGAACGAGGGAACCGUCCUCUAUAUUAUGUCCCUGGACUUGGAGAAAGCAUUCGACCGCGUUAACUUGAAGUGUCUACCCGCCAUACUCAAAGGUACAAAGUAACUAUUUCUGUAUAAUACAGCCUAAUGAGUUUGUUUUUUCCAGACAAAGGGGUUCCACACUGUGUAAUUAACCGCGUGGUCGCGUGUCUUCGGGGUGACAUCGAGCAGACCAUUUUCCAGGGGGAGACCUCGCAUCCGGAACCGCGACUUGGUGGAGUAAGGCAGGGAUGUCCGAUCAGUCCUUUCGCCUUCGACCUUAUCAUUGAGGCAGUUAUGAUCAGCGUCGAGGAGGAGUUGGGCAUUUUUGUCCUGAACCAGAAAAACCGCUUGUCAUUGCCCUUGGUGCUCGUCUACGCCGAUGAUGUGCUAAUCCUGACUGAAGAUGUCGUUUCGCUGGAAAAGAUCGUUGCCUGCAUGGAGUCCUACCUCGAAACCGUUGGAUUGAACCUUAAUAGAGAUAAGUGUCAGUUGCUUGUUCGCGAUCCGAUGGGCCCUUCCGUGAAAACCGUUACGCUGUUGGGGGUAGACUACGACGUGCAGAAGUCCAUGAAGUAUCUGGGAAUAUCCCUGACUAACCGUUUAAAUCGACCUCUCACUACACGGAUGCGAUGCCGGAACACUAUACGAGCUUCUAAAGCGGUGGUGGACUUUGUACAACAACACCAGCCCACUUGGGAACUCGGGCGCCUAAUUUAUGAAACCGUUCUGGCGCCGGCAAUGUUGUACGGAACUGAAACUUCUGUCUUAACUCGUCAGAGCCGUACCUCGUUGCGAAAUUACGAACGGCAGAUAGUGCGCGAAAUUGCUCCCCAUUGUGUCCAUGCUGAGGGCCAUUCACCAGAAGAACCUAUCAAUGAUUUGCUGCAAAACAGGACUGUCACCCGAAAAGCCUGUGCUCGUCAGAUGCGGUGGUUUGGUCACGCCAAACGUCGUCCAGAAGACCAUCCCGUAAAAGCCGCCACAAAAUUUUUUGCUCAGAAGCUCCGACCUUGCAGACCCGCGUUUACCUGGUGGGACAUGGUGAUUGCAAAUAUGAAACGGUACACUGAAGAUAAAAAUUACGACCAAAAUGUGUCGAUGGUACACAUUGGAUGGUUCAACCGCGUUGUUUUGAAAUCGAUGUGUCGAUUCUACACAUCGCGCUGGUUUUGGCUCAAAAAUCCAUCCAAUGUGUAAUUUUUUUUUGCGACUGUUGCACAAAGUUGCCGCCAGGCGCGCGCAGAACGUGAGCUGUCAAACUGUUUGAGUUUUUUCCGCAUCUUGGUUCAACUUUUCGGAUUCGUCCGGGAUGAAAAAAACGUGUUCCUUCCCAGCGGAUCCGACUUGGUUCCUGGACAGUUACUUUUCGGACCAGACACUCGGACAAUCUCACAGUAUUCUUAAGGUAAGCUUUAAUCCCAACAUUUUUGAGUCUGUUUUGAUUCUGAUGUUUUUUUUAGGUUAAGACUUUUCAAGUGUCUAGUUUGAGUGCAGCUGCUUCUCCUACUAGCGCAGGUUCUCUGAACCUGUUGAAGAGCAAACAGGGCGUGGAAAAAAGUUGGUCCUGUCGCGAAUCGGCUGCAGCAGCGCAUUCUGGACCAGUUCCCACCGACUCUCCAACGUGCUACUUCCGUCCUUCUGCUCCACCGGGUACUGACUCCGGUGCGAGCAGGGCAGUCGCACGUGGUUCGCGUCCCACUUGGAGUAGGAGCGCCGCGGCGCCGGAGGUUGCGGGUCGUCCGGAUCCCACGACAAAUUGUACAGCGCAGUGUGAUCGUUGGAGGGUCGCACCUCCGGGAAGUGCCGCAGCUCGAACCGGUCCAGCCCACGGUAGACGAUGUCCAUUGGAACGUCGCGCCACGGCCGGUGGUCAACACCGUCCGGAUCAAGCGGUGAGUCAUCUGCGAGGUUAGGACUUUUCAAGUGUCUAGUUUGAGUGCAGCUGCUUCUCCUACUAGCGCAGGUUCUCUGAACCAGGGGCGUGGAAAAAAGUUGGUCCAAGCCCCUUCUCCCUGCAUGAAAACGUUUCGAUUGUCUCUCGUCAUGGCAUCAUCAUAGCUGCAGGAGUACUCAACAUCUUACUGGAGUGGACCAGUAGAUUCCUUUCGCCAAAAACAAACUCCCAGCUUCGACCUUCGCCAAAAUGUCCGACCACAAUCCACCCUACGGGCGGCUCGGCCAGCCGAACUCGACCUGGAACCCGCUACAAGUGCCUGCGUAAUCCACGACAGCCCCAGCUGGCGCACAAGUCGAGCGACCGGUCGAUGGCGAGGUCACCGCUUACGUGGCACACCCUGCCCAACCCCCAGGACCAGCUGUACAACUUCAUGUCCGCAAACCACAAGUAGAAUCUUGACAUCAACCAAUGCUGCAAACGUUUGGUCGUAAUUCCGGCAAGCCGCUGAGUUCGGUCGAUCAAUCGCGGAACGUAGUCACGCUUUCUUCUAGACGCUGAACAACUCAACGUCAAUGACUGCGACCAACAAUUUGUGUCCAAGCAACAACAAGUUCGAGGGCGCGGUCCUGCCACCGACCCCACCGGAACAAUCCUCGCAGAGAGCGGUUAAAGCCAGCAACGAGUCGAAUGUGCAAGUUGAUCCGGCCGCCCGCGAGCUAAUGGAAUGAAGCGUCCACUCCAUCUUCCGCAUUCCGACGACCGCCAAGCAAUCGUCCCGGUCGCCGCAGGACGUCACCUCAUCGACGCAGCACGACAACGAGCAGCAGUUCUACCAAGAAAAUGAGACCCGGAACCGCAAUGAUGAACCCGAGCCGUUCUUCGACUCGGUCUCGAUGGUGUACCAUGUGACCAGGAAGCGCGGUCGGAUCAAUAAGGUUGGGGAAGCGCACUGCGAGAUCUUCUCCGUUGACACGGGUCAACACGGGUUGGUGUUGCCCUGGCAGGACAUUUGCUACUUGAUGCAGGCGCUGUGCAUCGGGCCGGCCUUGUAGGUUGAUGCACGUGCGACCGUUCAAGCAGCACGGCUACCGGUGGUCGGACGAAGCCAAGCGGUACUUUAACCGGACGGCCAGCGUGUCGUACGUGUCUGAGGCGUUUGUCGGGGACCGACUGCCGGAGGGGACCUCCUACGAGAUUGUGAAGCGGCACGACAUUUGUGUCAACGGGUCGAUGGUGAAGGAGAGAUUCGCCAAGUCGAGUGGUUCCGAAUCGGCGGUCGUCGAGCGCAUCAAGGAGGUCAUUCUGGAGGAUGAUGGUGAGGGUGUGAUUUUGAGGGUGGAGACGACCGAGCAUAAGUCGGUUGAGGAAGCAGGGACUCGAACGCUUGGCAGUCGUAGUGCGACUUCGGAAGGCCAGCAGCGGACCAAGUCACGGCUAGCGGUGUAGAUUCUGCAGUUGGGAACGUGGUGGACAAGGAGUCGGGUGACAAGACGGACUGGAAGAAGGGCGAGUACUGUUUGGUGUUUCCGGCGAAGCGACCGGACGAGAAUGGGCACAUUGCGUGUGAGAACUACCGGGCGCAGGUCAUUGACGAUUUCGACGGCAGCACGUUCACCGUGUUCCUGAUCGACUAGGCCAGUUCCAUCCGGCCGUCAUUGGGUGCUUCCUGGCGUGCGUUGGCCCCAUUGGAAAUUAACAGACGUGGAGUUCGUCGGUCAUUGACGAGUUCAAGGUGACGUGCGGCAAGUUCAAGCGGACAACGAAACAUGCAUGGCCAAGUUCCACCAGGACAACAAGUUCUACCGCGCGAUCGUCCGCAAAGCCAUCAGCUGUCGUCCCCAUCCAGAUGAAUCUAACUUAGUUGUCCGGAACCAAACCAGGUGUUCGACUUUCUCGACCCAACAGUACCGACUACGACACCCGGAGCCAUGCUGCCGUGGGCUGCGGAUGUGCGGCCAGUACAGUAGAUUCCUUCCGCGUUAAAUGGCCGUCCCCACCAGAAUCUGCACUGUGCCUUCAGCAAACCAUCCGGCGACAAACCAGCUGGCUGAACUUAGAAAGCGUAGUGGACGAGUGCGUCUCAUGAUUUGUUAAAAUUUGUAUCACAAAUAUUAUUCUAAAUAAACGUUUUAAAAUUUAAUCUUUUUUUAUGAAAACUAAAGAAAACAAGUUUUGUCUAUUCAACAACAGGUGGCAGCACAAUAUUCCCGCUAUCCAAGAGCUUUUCAUUUUUGCCACCAGGGGGCUACUGCCGAAUCAAAAUUUACACAUUGGAUGCGUUUCUGCCCAGAAUCCAGCCAAUGUGUUCCGGGCUGUUUACACGGCGUGAUGGUUCAAGCGUGGUCUUGUGCGAAAAUGGUUGGAUUCUACACUUUUUGGUGUAAUUCUUAUCUUCAGUGUAUGGUAACACAACGUAUCGAGGGUGGGAAAUGUUGGCACAAGACAAGGAUCAGUUUAAUUCUAAGACCGAUGAAAUUUACUUGAUCCCGGAAUCGUCCGAAGGAUCCGAUAUAGAUAUUGAUAACAUUUAAAAGUGAUCUCUAAAUAAAAUCAGUCUCCUGUAACAGAAUGCAACGGUUAGCAAUAUUAUACAUCCGUUUAAUUACAACCAAUUUCUUCAUAUCUAGAAUGUUUCCGAUUGUCAAAUGGGUUGUUUAUGUUUUGUAGAUUGCUGAUGAGAUCAUCGUGUUUCACUUCCUUCACUGACGUAAGCAAUGUAAGCUUUUCCUUUUCCUUCUGGAUGACAGCAUGCCGCCCGACUAUCACCAGCACAAACACAUUUUGUCAAGCAGCAGAAGGGUCUUUUCUUAUCACUUUCACUCGCUCUUAAAAUUUCCCAUAAUUUCCCUGACUGCGCCCCAUCUUCUCAACCCAACACAUCAUCAGCCUUUAGCACAUUUCCCUUACGCCCCCUACCCCCUUCGGUACAUUCCACCAAAAACCCCCGCAUAGCUUUUGACACUUCAAAAGUUCACCGUAUUUUCGAAAAGUUCACGCGAAAGCUUUGAUUCGAACGCCUCGUAGAAAGAUUCAGGCUGGUUGACACUACGAAGGAACAGCGUGAAACCGAACCUCUUUUCCUCUUCCGAAAGCUUGAAGAGCAAAACAAAAACAAAAUUCAACUCAGAAAACAACCAGCUUAAAAUGCAGUUUUUAAGCGAAAUUUCCGCUUUUACAGCUGUAUUCUACAAUUUUUCAAUUCUACUGUUCGUGUACAACGGUCUACUGCCCUAUAUAAAACCAAUAAAUAAUCUAACACUGUUUAAUCUGCGAAAAACUACGGAGCACCACGACGACCGAACCGACCCGAACUUCUCAAAGAUCAACAUAAAUGAAACUGCUUUAAAAGAUGGAACGGUAUUUUCAACUCGCUAGUUCUCGGGCAUAACUCAACCAACCGGGACAUUUUUUUUGAGUGUAUUAAAAGGAUGUCUAGAUGAUCCUUAAACUUUGCAGAACUCGAUUUGAUCAAAUCUGUAAUUUAUGCAAUCAAAAACGUCGUUCCAACUUUUGUUUGCGCUAGUAAAAAAAUCGCCCGAAAAUCCGCGGAGACAAGCCCGAAAACCUGAGAGUUGAAGUUACCGUUCCAACGUUUUAGGGAGGCUUGGG